Molecule: messenger RNA, 2430 nt
Organism: Lachancea lanzarotensis
Lineage: Eukaryota; Fungi; Ascomycota; Saccharomycetes; Saccharomycetales; Saccharomycetaceae
Gene: AKL1
Product: LALA0S02e08460g1_1
Exons: 1
Coding region: 1-2430 (809 amino acids)
Biological process (GO): actin cortical patch assembly; peptidyl-threonine phosphorylation; actin filament organization
Cellular component (GO): cytoplasm
Molecular function (GO): ATP binding; protein serine/threonine kinase activity
Source: RefSeq, a predicted model, not a curated record
AUGUCGAAGUCGGAACCGUCUUCUCAGGAGCUACCCAACGGUACCAGUACCAGCCGGAGUGCGACCGUACCUGUGUUGGAACAGCUGCAAACAGGUGCGCAAGUAAUUGUUGGAAAUCACCGAGUAGAAAUCAUCGGAUACCUAGCUGAGGGUGGUUUUGCACAGAUAUACGUUGUGCAGUUUGUGGAAUAUGCAAAUGAGCUGGAAAAACAGCCGGCAAUUACGCUUGCCGUGGGCGAACGGGCGUGUUUGAAGCGAGUCUUGGUCACAGACGAAAACGGCUUAAACGAAAUGCGUAACGAAGUGAGUGUUAUGAAGCAAUUGUCUGGCAGGCCCAACGUGGUGCAAUACUACGACUCACAUGCAUCGCGGUCGCGGGACGGCGGCGUAGGGUUCGAAGUGAUGCUGUUGAUGGAAUUGUGCCCGAACAACUCGCUCCUGGACUAUAUGAACCAGCGGCUGGCCACGAAACUUUCGGAACCUGAGAUUGUCAAAAUCAUGUUUGAUGUGAGCCGUGCUCUUGCUCAAAUGCACCACUUACCGGUCCCGCUCAUACAUCGCGACAUCAAAAUUGAAAACGUUUUGGUGGACGCAGAAAACAACUUCAAACUGUGUGAUUUUGGUUCCACUUCCACUUGUCUACCCGUUGCCAAUACGCAUCAGGAGAUUGCAAUUCUGACCAAUAACAUAUACAUUCAUACCACGCCACAGUAUCGGUCGCCGGAAAUGAUCGAUCUGUACAGGUGUCUUCCCGUGGACGAAAAAUCAGACAUUUGGGCGCUGGGCAUUUUCUUGUACAAAUUGCUCUUCUACACCACGCCUUUCGAGCUUACGGGGCAGUUCGCCAUUUUGCAUUCCAAAUACGAGUUUCCUGUCAACAACUACUCAUCCAAACUGAUAAACUUGAUCAUCAUUAUGCUAGCCGAAAACCCCAAUUUGAGACCAAACAUUUACCAAGUCAUGGACAUCAUGUGCUCCAUUUUGAAGGUUCAAAACCCAAUAGAAGAUAGAAACCAGCAAGGACCUUAUCGUUUUGACAAAUAUGCGCAGUACCAAGCCAAGUUACAAAAAAUACAAUAUCAAAUGUAUGUGUCGUACGAAAACAAGGAACGUACUGACACCUUCAAUGACCUCUUUAUCAAUUGCUUCGAAAUUGCCCCCAAGCAGCCUGUGAACAUGGGACGCAAAAGCAGUGCCUUCUCAGAGGCUUCGGAAUCAUCGAAAAAGAGCAAUGUACAAGAGUCUCUAGCUCCGUCAAACCAAAACAAGUCGGUUGGCGAAGAAGAUAUAGGUCUUGUGCAGCAGCAGUUCCCUUCCGUAGACGAUCUGGAUACUUAUCUACCUGAAGGCGGGAAACGGGAUAGUGCUACAAAUAAUUCGAACACGACGGCCAGCGUCGGUGCCAGUUCGCGUUCGUCUAGUAAGAUUGACUUGGCAAAACCUUUGGAUGAAUAUACACAGCAGACGCAGGAUCUACCGCCACAAGCUGGUACCUCGAAAAUCACGCGCGACGCAACGGCACGAUCCUCUCUGUCAACAAAGCAGCACAAGUCUAAGAAUCCCUUUCCGUACAUUCAGCAAGAUGAUUAUGAUGUCGAGUCUAAUGUGAAUCCUGUUUUCAAUGCAGAAAAUUCAAAGACUGAUGUCGACUCGCGAUAUUUUGAGCAGUCUAGUGUUCCUAAUCCGGUGGCCCGCAGUCAGCCUGAACCUCAUCAGCCGAAUGCGGGUUACAAACCUGAGCAGCAAGGCAAUGUCAUGGGAUCUUAUAAUCCUUAUUAUGGCGGAUCUUCAACACCUGUGCCGAAUAACACACUAGAGAAUCCAGUUCCGUCGCACUACGCAUACCACACGAAGGGCGACAAACCAGAGGCUUCCUUACCAACACAAAGACAACAACUGCCCAUCUCCAAUCCUCAACAGUCCCGCGUCCCGGACAAGGAGGAGCUUCUGCUUGACUUUUCACAAGCAGAAAGAAAAGAGUUUCAAAAGCUGGACUUGACCUUCGACAGCGUUGAUCUUUCGACCCCACCAAAGGACGGGGCGAAGGACAGCACCAACGUCUCGGAGCAGAGUCUUGCAUCGACCGAAAGUUUCCCCGUACAGUUACGUCGUAAGACCCCGCUCAAGACCUCUGCGUCCGGCGAUAAGUUGUCACAGACCACUUCUGGACGGCGUUCUUUGGACCUAAAAUUUCAAGAAAUGGACUUCUCCUCUCCUCCCAUGGAUGCAAAACUACAGAAAACUAAGACUGUGACCAGCCAGCCUCGAAGAAGCAAUGGUGGUGCUGGUAGUAACAACAGCGACUCAAAAAGGUCUUUUGCUCAUGCGAGAAAGUCGCUCGAUUUGGACCGUGCCAAACGGGAAAUGAACUCCACCACCGAGAACACUGCAAGCAAACGCAAGUCGUUUUUUGGCAAGUUCAAAAGCUGA